Messenger RNA from Monoraphidium neglectum, 564 nucleotides. RefSeq names its product Photosystem I reaction center subunit II, chloroplastic. NCBI's taxonomy places the organism in Eukaryota, Viridiplantae, Chlorophyta, Chlorophyceae, Sphaeropleales, Selenastraceae. Gene Ontology annotation, cellular component: photosystem I; photosystem I reaction center. The transcript has 3 exons. The coding region runs from base 1 to 564 and encodes 187 amino acids. The record is from RefSeq and is a predicted model, not a curated record. Gene Ontology annotation, biological process: photosynthesis.
AUGGCUCUCACUUGCAAGGCCCAGAAGGCUGCCGUCCGGGCAAGCAGCCGCUCUGUGGUUGCCAAGUCCAUGCGCGUGCGUUCCGUGGUGGUCCGCGCCAGCGAGGGCGCCCCCGCGGCGACCGCGAAGCCGGCCUUCACUGCUCCCACCCUCAACCCGGAUACGCCCUCGCCGAUCUUCGGCGGCUCCACUGGUGGCCUGCUCAAGAAGGCUCAGGUGGAGGAGUUCUACGUGAUCACCUGGGAGAGCGCCAAGGAGCAGAUCUUUGAGAUGCCCCUCGGCGGCGCGGCGAUCAUGCGCAAGGGCCCCAACCUGCUGAAGCUGGCUCGCAAGGAGCACUGCCUGGCGCUCACCACGCAGCUGCGCAACAAGUUCAAGAUCCAGCCGGCCUUCUACCGCGUGUACCCCACGGGCGAGGUGGAGUACCUCCACCCCAAGGACGGCGUGUACCCCGAGAAGGUCAACGCCGGCCGCAUCGGCGAGAACCAGAACUUCCGCCGCAUCGGCGAGAACGUCAACCCCAUCAAGGUGAAGUUCACCGGCAAGGGCCCCGCGGAGAUCUAA